AUGUGGGGGUGUUCCAACUCCUCUGCGCCAGGACCGGACCAUGUUACAUGGGUCCACCUAAAGGAGCUGCUCAAGGACAAGCACGUCCUUGCGCUCUUCAUCAUGUUGGCCAACGCUUGCCUUCGGGUGGGUCACUGGCUGCGUAUAUUCAAGGAGUCACUAUCGGUUAUCAUUCCAAAGCCGAACAAGCCCUCCUAUGCUGUGCCAAAGGCUUUCAGGCCGAUCGUACUCCUCAUCACCUUUGGUAAACUUAUCAAAAAGAUGAUUGCCAAUAGGAUACAGUUUGACGCUGUCAAGCAUGAUAUCUUCCAUCCCAACCAACUUGGCGGCAUUCACCAGAGGUCAACUGAGGAUGGUGGUUUGAUUCUGACCCAUCUCGUACGUGCGGGGUGGGUUAAGGGUCUCCAGACUAGCGCGCUGGCUUUUGACAUUGCGCAGUUCUUCCCUUCUAUCAACCAUGAAAUGUUCAUGGCUGUUCUUCGCAAGCAAGGAUUCUUGCCAAUCUUGGUGGAGUUCUUUGCUUCUUAUCUUGUUGGUCGGUCCACAGUCUACUGCUGGAACACCUUCCAAUCCGACUCACGGUCCACAGACAUGGGUGUUGGGCAGGGCUCAGCUCUCUCGCCUGUUACCUCAGGGCUUUUCAUUGCUCCGGUGAUGAAGCUAUUUUAUAUCAAGGCGGCACUGCUCAACAUGAUGCUUCUCUGGUUUGUGGACGACGGGACCAUUCUGGCCCAGUCCAAACAACUUGAUGAUAAUGAUGUGGGCCUGCACGCCUACAAUCCCUCGCUGGAUUUGGGGUACGCCCCACAUACCGGCGCUACACCUUUGAAGCCCAAGACCUAUUGGAGGUACCUGGGAUUCUACUGUGACCGCAGGCUCACGUUUCAUGAGCACGUCCGCUACUAUGCCACCAAGGCGUUCACCACCGUGCAGGCCAUGCGCAUGCUCGGCAACUCUACUAGAGGUCUCUCGCCUAAACAGCACCGCCUCUUAUAUCAGUCAUGUGUGGUUCCCAUUGCCACAUAUGGCUAUCGUCUCUGGUAUUUCGAUGGCGCCUGCAAUAAGGGCGCGAUGAACCAGCUAAAACAGAUGCAGCAGAAAGCUGCUCUAUGGAUCACGGGCGCUUUCCACACCUCCCCUACAGGCGGUCUUGAGGCCUUGGCAGGUCUCAUCCCCGUCCACCUUAUGCUGAAGAAGUUGACAACGCGCACAGUGUACCGUGUCGCCACCCUCUUGGACACCCACCCUCUUUGCUCCAUGAUGGGCGAAGGACUCCUCAAGCGGGCUGCGCCCCAUGCCUGCUCAGCCGCCUUGAUGACCCCAGCUAUGCGAGGGAAGGUCAAGAGCACCGUCAUGGAGGUGGACAAGCGUGUCCACACCUUAACUGAGAGCUUCAAGCCCUUUGCACCUGAAGCUUGCCCAGGCGAUCUGUUACUGGACCGCUAUGCAGACUGUCUCCACUUUGACGAGGCUGACCCACUAACAGUACUGGCGGCAACUGAUGGCUCUGUCCCUCAGUCCAACCAGUAUCAGGUGGCUUUGGCUGCCAUCAUCUACAAGGGACAUCGCGAGCUCGAAAGGACUUGCUAUGUCUCUGGCAGGGUAACCGCCCUGGAUGCAGAACUCAAUGCCAUUGCAUGUGCAGUGCGCCUUGCUGUCAAGCAGGUGAACUGCCAACAUAUCAUGGUCUUUACUGAUUCUAUGGGCUCAGCCCAUAAAGCAGUUGACCCCUCUGUACACUCCAGCCAGGCUUUUAGUCUGUCGGUCUGUCGUGCUCUCCAAGAGUGGUUCGAGGUGGAUGAUCUCCGCCACAUCACCUUCAUCUACGUUCCAUCCACUUUGCGGUGGGAUAUCCAUGGUGAGGCUCACAAGUACGCCACCAAACUCAAAGUCAUGGUUGGACAUCGUAAGACGGACAACUCUAUAGACGUGCUGCGCUCUCGGGCUGCGCACUCAGUCCUGGAUUCGUGGAGUUCCACUUUCCAGGAUCCAACUUACCGAGGCUCUGAAUUUUUAGAGCUUCAACAGCCUGACAGGCGGCCACUACAGCCAUCGUACCUCAAUGGGGGACCUUGGCUUUCAACCUUCGGACACAGUAUCACUGAGUUCGCUCGUGUUUGCUGGUGUAUAACUGGCCACACGCCCAUUGGAGCGUAUUACCGACACUUCAAGAUCAAUGAGCCUCACGGCUGCACUUGCAGGGCUGCUUUGCAGUCCCGCCAGCACAUCCUCUUUUGCUGUCGCGAUAGAUAUUCUGUACACUAUCCCUGUUUUCUCGGGGAUAUUGCAUCGUUUAUGAAGUACAACCCUACGGCAUUUGGCUUCAACCAAGACCCUUCGGGGGUUGGAUGA
Molecule: messenger RNA, 2352 nt
Organism: Cyclocybe aegerita
Lineage: Eukaryota; Fungi; Basidiomycota; Agaricomycetes; Agaricales; Hemipholiotaceae
Source: the annotation of a GenBank genome assembly